AUAUUCUAAUCUGGAAGAGGGAAUACAACAAACACACAAACCAGUGGGCCACUAGUCUCUAGGGGCGAGUGACAUACAGCAGUGUUUGUAGUGUCCAGAUUGUGGUCUGAGAUCUGUCUCCCCACAAAAGAAAUGGGCUUCUUGGAGAAGUGGCUAAAAAAAAAAAAUACAUGUGUGUGUGAAAUGGGCCUGAAAUGUCAUGUCACAGCAGAGAGCAAAGAAGCUUUCCCAGACUCCUGGGACUGUGACAGACUGACUCAGGACCCCACCGGAAGAGACCCCCGUGUGAGGUGUGGAGUUCCAGCUCUGUCCCACAGGCAGAGAUUCACAUCACCCCGGCUCCUGGAAACAUUGAGUCACAUCCGCACUUGUUACAGAAAGUGCCCUGGGUGCAGGAAUGGAUUCCUUCUCCGGAGGUGCCCAUGGUAACUGGUGUGCAGGCAAGUGAAGAUCCAGUCUCUCCCUCAAUGUAGGACAAGUUGGAAGGGACGCUUGUGGGACCCUCUGGGACCUCAGUGCCACUGCUUUGUGGCUCAGCUCCUCCCUCGCACACAGUGCCCUCUCCAAAUCGGAGUCCUGGGAACCCCACUAAGACACUGCCUGGCAAGAGCUGGGACAACCCCGGCUUCAGGAAGCGUCUCAGUGAUGUGCUGUGCAGCAAGUCACCCAAGGUCAGGGCCAAAAUCAACCCAGGCUGUUGUGCUUGAGCCGCCUUACUUCUUACUCCAGGAUUCUUAUUUGCAAAUCCACUGCCUGGCUGAAAUUUCUUUUAAUCUCUAGUCAGUAGAGUGCUUUUGUGGUCAUUUGUGGACAUGCCCAGGGCAGGAGAAAAUUUAAAUUCUUUGUUCCUAGUGAGCUUGAGCCAUGAGGUGUUUUGUUUGCCUUUCUCAACUCAUAUCACGAACAAGUGUCUUUUUCUGUCAUUUCCUGCAUAGCAGUUUUUACAUUUUUGUACUUUCUGGGUCCUUCCCUGGUUAGAAGGCUCCCAAGCAUCCUGCUGUAAUGCUGCUUAGUAUUGCUAGGCACCAAAAGGCUGGGAUGUAUCUCAUGCAGGAAGUAGGUGUGUUAGGUCAGGUUUGCUCAGGUUUGUGUAUGGUGAUGUGAGCCACGAGUGCAAUGAAUCAAGAGGUUGCGCUCAAUGAGGAAAGCACACAGAGCACGGUCCUGUGUUGAUUGGUGAGAAUGUCGAUAGCAGACGCUCACAGGCACCGCGCUGUGUUUCCCCUAGGAGCAGUGGCUCCAUUACGUGCAAGGUUGGCGCUUGUGAUGCGUUUGUAAAACAUAACUCCUGUGCUGGAGAGAUUCAUCUGUUUUUCUCACCAUUUUGUUGGUUAUUUGGGCGGCUCUGAUGGUUUGGUCUGAGCUCAUUCCCAUGGCUGCAUUCAGCCGGUAGCUGUUCCAGUGCCAUGGUGAACCACGAAGGCCUUGCUCACCUGUGAGUGGUGAUGUGGGAGUAUUGUUAGGGGUGCCUCAGUUUCCUCGAAGGGCCUCUGAGUCUGCAGUGGGCUAGAGCUGGUGGACUCCGGUCUCAGGUGGUCCAAGGGCGUGGAAACAGAAGCGACAGUGCCUCUUACCGCGGAGUUCGGAGUUUGUACCACCUUCCUUCUGCCACAUUGUGAGGACAAGUCACAAGGCCAGCUCCUAUUUCCCGAGGGUGGGAAUGGAGAUGCAAAAUAUUGUGGUCAGAUUUUCUAAUAUACCAUAGUAAGUGAAUAAUUGCCGUGCAUUGAAACAUAUUAAAAUGCGUGAUCUUUAUAAAACAUUUUCUAGUGUAUCAGGGAGAGAAGUGAUAGAAUUAUGGGGUCACUAUUUUCAGUUCCCAGUGAAUUUGUGGAUCUAGGCCAACAUGAUCAAAAAAACCAGCAACUCCCUCAUAUGAAAACAUCCAGGCAUCGCUGAGUCCCUACUUCAAGUGAAAGACCCAGAAGCAGUUCCAGACUCCUGACCUCAGCCUAUGUCAGACCUGGCUGUCGCGGGCAUUUGUGCAGUCAUCCAGCAGAUAGAAAACCUCUCUCUGCCUUUCUAAUAAAAUGAAUGUAAAUACGUAAAAAUGUAGAAAGAAUAUGCUAAAUACAAAACGGUGUGCAGGACUGAAGUGUCCAUUCCUGAGAAGUGGUUUUGUGUGAUAACACCACAAAGACACACAAGCAAGUAACUGUAUAAAUGUGAUAUUGAUGAUUUCACUUGAGGAUACAGAGGCUUGUGGAUAGAAUGAUUUCCAUUUCUUGGCACAAGAAUUGUCUCUUUAUAAUGUUUAAGGUAUAAAUUUGUUUUAUGUGGAUUUAUGCAUCAGUUUUAUUUUACCAGAAAAAAAAAGUAGAACUAUUAAUGAAAUUGGUGUGUGAGGCUUCCUGGGGGCGGGGUAAUCUUUUCACUGAAGCGCAUGAGAUUAAUCACGUAUUCGGAGUCCCAUCCUUUACAGCUGGUUAUGGAAUUCUGGGGAAGCAGCUUUCCCAUGACCCUUGACCCCGCGUUCCCUCCAACGCGAGCGCAAGGGCGCGCGCCGCCGCUAGGGGGCGCAAAGGAGGCUGUGGCGGUGCCCAUGGCGUCCCUAGAGGGUCCCCGCGGGGGCUUCUUCCUGGGCCUCCUGCUGUGGCUCCAGCUGGCUCAGCCCAUGCUCAGUGAGGCCGUAGGUGUGGGUUACCAAGCCAAGGAGGAAUCUGGGGUGACCGUGCCAAGCCCAGAGCCCCUGGCACCCCCUGGACACCCAAAAUCCCUCAGGAUCUUGGAAGGCACUGCAGCUCUGGGGUCUCCAGCGCCGGCAGGGCCUGCGGGACCCCGGGUCAGGUCAGCACCCACAGGGCGACAGGACUUGGAGCAGGCUGGGACCUCUCUGCCUGAGGAGCUGUUUCCUCGAGCGUGCGGCAAUAGAACCAUGAAGAUAGUGGGUGGAUCACCGGCUCCAGAGAGGAGGUGGCCCUGGCAGGUGAGCUUGCGGAUUGGAUACAACCACUUCUGCGGCGGCUCCCUCAUCACCAGCAGGUGGGUGCUGAGUGCGGCCCACUGCAUAUUAAGAUACGCAGACUACAUGGUGCAGCUGGGAGACCGAAUGCUGGACGGUUCUUCAGAACAGGCACUCAUGGUCCCUGUUCAAAAAAUCAUCAUCCAUAAAGAUUUCGAAGCUGCAUCUCUGACUCAUGACUUAGCCCUUCUUCGGCUGGCCUACUCUGUGAAUUUCUCUUCAUACAUCCAGCCCGUGUGCCUCCCUGGAAAAUCUCUGACAGUGAAAGCUGGGACGCUGUGCUGGGUCACGGGAUGGGGCCAGCUGUCAGAGAACGGGAGUUCACAGAUGGCAGUUGAACUUCAGGAAUCUCAACUAAGAAUUAUUCACUUCAAUCAAUGUAACGGGAUGCUCCAGAACAAGUUGUCAACUAGCACUAAUUUGGUCAAAUUGGGGUCUAUCUGUGGCUACAGUGCCCAGGGAAAGGAUGCCUGCCAGGGAGAUUCUGGGGGGCCCUUGGUCUGUGAGUAUAAUGAAACAUGGAUCCAAGUGGGGGUUGUGAGCUGGGGCAUUGGCUGCGGUCGCCAAGGCUAUCCUGGAGUCUACACAGAAGUUGGAUACCACAGGGACUGGAUUUUUAGGCACCUGAGUCUGGCUACCUGUCUGGACUCAGCUACCUUCCUCAUUUUAAGCCUGUGUCUGGUGCUGUCCCUGCAUAUCCUGGGGACCUCGUGAUCGUCACGGCCUACUCUUCUCCUAUUUCUGAGACUCACACUAAACUUCUCACCCAGUCUGCUCUUCUAUUUCAAUAUCCUUUCCUCAAAAUCUAGUUGGCAUUGAUUGAUCUUGAAGAGGUCCACGCACUAGACCAUGGCAAGGAGACUGGGGCCUACAAAAUAUCUGGCUUAGUGUCCUGGUCACCAGCUGUCUUGGCCAACCCUACUCGUGGGCUGCAUUUACUUGGGAAAGAGGGGGUAAACUAAGCCCAUCUAGAAGACAGCCACGCUGCCAGGUGGAGCAAGAUGGCUGCCGGCAUCUUAGUAUCUACCAAAGAAGAGAUAGCAUCGACAGUGAAGCAAGCCCUAGACAUGCCUCUGAUUUCAGGGCUCUGGCCUGAGAUUUUUGUCAAACUAGUUAGCGUGGUGAUUGCUCAGAGGGCAUGAAGGAGCAUAGCCAGGCCCCUGCAGAGCUGCAAGGCCCUGGCUUCCACUUCUGGCUCAGUUGCCUGCAGCUGGAGAAGGUUCCCUGUACCCCAGUGAGGGUCACCUGUGGCCUCAACCACACAGCCCUCUCUGAGCAACCCAGUCCCUCUUAUUCAAUACCUCAUUGGCUGCAUUCAGGAACCCCCUACAUUGUGUUGAGGGAUUACGGAGUGUGGAGGCUUCAGAUGUCAACUGAAUAAAUGUUUGGAGAGUGUCUCCCGUGUGCUUCUGAGCUCUGCUCCCCUGUGCGGUUUGG
This is a messenger RNA of Oryctolagus cuniculus (rabbit), 4399 nucleotides long. NCBI's taxonomy places the organism in Eukaryota, Metazoa, Chordata, Mammalia, Lagomorpha, Leporidae. The record is from RefSeq and is a predicted model, not a curated record.